Molecule: messenger RNA, 4777 nt
Organism: Oncorhynchus gorbuscha (pink salmon)
Lineage: Eukaryota; Metazoa; Chordata; Actinopteri; Salmoniformes; Salmonidae
Gene: tfr1b
Product: transferrin receptor 1b
Exons: 18
Coding region: 232-2532 (766 amino acids)
Biological process (GO): iron ion transport; intracellular iron ion homeostasis
Cellular component (GO): external side of plasma membrane
Source: RefSeq, a predicted model, not a curated record
GAGGUUAGCUUCUGUGUCUGUCUGUAACGUUAGCUAGUUAAAGUUAACUAUAGCUAGCUAGCAUUUUAUCGAUAAAUCCAUUUCAAGUUGUCAUAAUGACAUGCAUGAACAUAAUAAUGUAGCUAGCUGUCUAUGCUUAUUAUUAGCCAGGGUAAGUUAGCCAUAAAAGCAACUUGGUCGCUUUAGCCAGGCCUGCCAGUCAAUAUGAUUUCCUUGCCAUAGACGUCUUAAAUGGUCUCAGCUUCUAAUCAAACUAGAUUUACCAUGGCAGCAACUAUUAAUCAAGUGAGGUCGUCGCUUUCCAAAAUGUUUAAGAGUGAGCGGUACAGCCCCUUCACUCUGCAGUCAGACGGAGAGAGCCACGUGGAGGUGAAGCUGUCUGAUGACAUAGUUGACCACGCCCCCUCUGAGCAGGCAGGCCAACCAGGGGGCUCGCCCUCCUACAGGCCCCGCCCCAAGCGGAACUACCGCAUGUGUUACCUGGCCCUUGGAAUCCUCUUUAUCUUCAUCAUCGGUUAUCUAAUUGGCUAUGUGAGCCACCGUUCUCCUCUCCAGGAGCCAAUCCCUUGUGAUUCUGAACAGGAACAGGGUGUGGCUAAGAAGGCUAUCGUAGAAUACUCUCUAUCCUGGACCAACAUCACCAACCUGCUGGCACGGAGACUGACUCCUGACGCCUUCAACAGCAGACUGAGUGAUGUUGAACAGACGGAUCACACAGCAGGGAGCACUGGAGACAACAUUCUGGGAAAUCGUGUGUUGGAAAGCUUUAAGAGUCUGAAGAUGGAGCCCUGGACUGACACACACUAUGUCCAACUACAGAUGCCCAACAGUGCGAAGCCAAACCGUGUACUGAUUGGCCAAGAUGAGGUGUGCCAGCCUAAGGGCUAUCUGGCCUAUAGCGCCACAGGAAAAGCAAAGGGCAAAGCAGUGAAUGGUAACUAUGGGAGUCAGGAGGACUUGGCACUGCUACAGACUCUGAAGGUUGAGCUGAACGGCACCGUGAUUCUACUGAGAGCUUCAGGACAGAUCAGCCUGGCACAGCAGGUGGCUAAUGUAGCUGCAUUGGGGGUAUCUGCUGUGUUGAUUUACCCUGAACACAAGACUGAAACUACUGAACUAUAUGGGCAUGUCCAUCUAGGUUCUGGAGACCCCUAUACUCCAGGGUUCCCCUCCUUCAACCACACCCAGUUCCCUCCCACCCAGUCCUCUGGUCUGCCCAAUGUACUGGCCCAAAGCAUUACUGCUCAGACUGCUGUCAAGAUACUAAAACGUAUAGGUGGGCCUGAUGCUCCUCCCAGUUUUAAAGGAAAACUGGACAAUGUGAAGUACACCCUGGGAGGGGCCAGUAGUGAGGAUGUCACAGUGGAGGUGAACAACGUGCUGCAGGACACCGAGAUACACAACAUCUUUGGAGUCAUCAAGGGCUUCAUUGAGCCAGAUCGGUACGUGGUACUGGGGGCUCAGAGGGAUGCGUGGGGUCCAGGCUACGCUAAAGCCACUGUCGGGACCACACUGCUGCUGGAGCUGGCUAGAGCUGUGUCCGAGAUGGUGCACACAGAUGGUUUCCGUCCCAGGAGGAGUCUGGUGUUUGCCAGUUGGAGUGCAGGAGAGUACGGCAGUGUUGGAGCUACAGAGUGGCUGGAGGGAUACCUCUCCUCUCUGGACAGAAAAGUUGUCACCUACAUCAGCCUGGACGGAGCAGUCACGGGAAACUAUGCCGUGAACGCAUCUGCCAGUCCCCUGCUGCACAGCCUUCUGGAAAGAACCAUGAAGGAGGUGAAGAAUCCCAUUGGUUUUGGAGACUCUUGGAAGUCUCUGUAUGAUACUGUGGCUGGAGUCAACUUUGAGAAGGCAGUGUUUAAGCCCAUGCAGAUGGAAGACUCUGCGUAUCCGUUCCUGGCCUUCUCUGGAAUCCCCUCUCUCUCCUUCCGCUUCGUCUCUCAGGAGGUCUACCCUCACUACGGUACCUCUUUUGACAACAAGGAAAACCUUGGUUUCGCCACCGCCCAUCACCUUGGUUCCAUAGCCACUGGGGCGGGAUUGGUCGCAGGUCAGCUGGCGUUACGACUGGUCCACGAUCACGUGCUGUAUCUGGACGUGCUACGCUACAGGAAGGUUCUCAGUCAAUCGGUGGUCAACAUCAACCAGCGCCUCAAACAAGUCACCCGGGAUGGUUCUGCCGAGGGUCUGUCAGCUCGUUGGAUCAUCAUGGCCUUAGGGUCCUACAGUAGAGCUGCUACUGACCUCAACACCGAACUACUCAACACCGACCUCACUGACACACUGGCCUGCCACAACAUCAACGACCGCAUCAUGAGGGUGGAACACAACCUCCUCUCACCGUUUGUCUCCCCCAAGGAGGUUCCGUUCCGCCACCUGCUGUUUGGCCAUGGUUCCCACACCAUGGCAGCCAUGUUGGAGGGGGAGGACAGGGAGGCACUGCGGACCCAGCUGGCCCUGGCCACCUGGACGCUACAGGGCUGUGCCAACGCUCUCUCUGGGGACGUCUGGGACAGCGACAACCAGAUCUAACGCGGUCUGUGUGUGUGUGUCAGGGGCUUCAGCCUCAUCCUUGUUCACUUUAAAACCCAGGAUUAGAUAACGAGGGAUUUGUCAGGGGUGAUUAUGUCAUAACGGUGACCAGGAAGUACUGUUUUAAAGUUGGUCCUUCCAGUGUCAGUCACUGGGUUGUCACUAUUUAUCACAGCCACAAAGUCAUUUGUCUUGUAAAAAUUCAUGAAAAGAAAAUUAGCUUUUUAGUCUUAAUUUUAAGGUUAGGAUUAGGCAUAAUGUUAGCAGUGUGGUUAGGUUUAACAUCAGAUGUUAAGAAGAGAAAUUAUAGAAAUAGGUGGGGUUUACCCGUAAUUACGGCUUUGUGACCGUUGUAACGAGUGAAGACCCAGUCACUAGACUUCCUGAAGAAUGUUGACACUGGGGACAUCACUGUCUGAUCCCUCUUCACCCCCCCCCCCUCCCAAACUAAAGCCUUGCUCACUACUACAGAGACGACGACCUCUAACCCCUUGGAGCCUAUUUAUACUUUAUUUAUCAGUGGCAGAGAUCACUAUAAAUGUUAUCAGUUUGAUAAAGAUAUUGUUUAUAUUUAUGAAGUUAUCGGAAGCAGUGCCUUCCAGAUUUAUGGCAGUUUCAUGUCGUUAAUUUGGGUUAAGAGUUUUAUUUAUUUAUCAGUGCCAGUGCUCACUAUAAAUGUUUAAAUGUCGUUUCGUUUUUUAUAGAAGUUAUCGGGAGCUAUGCCUUCCAGACUUACGACGGGUAGGCCUUCGUUUGGCUUUUGAUAAAGUUAUCGUUUAAUUUGAUAAAGUUAUCGGGAGCUGUGCCUUCCAGACUUAUGGCGGUUAUACUGUCUCCUACUACGGCAGCAUCUGCUGAAGCAACAGAGUCACGUAAACAGACAGUCUGACCACCCAAGGUUCCAUGACAGUUUAAAUAUUCAGUUUGCCUUGCCGUUUAAUAUUGAGACCGACACGGAAGCGCUUUAAUACGGAUGAAACAUUCUGAAAAACUGUCCAGCUACAGAUGGUCAGACUUUCUCUGUAUACACAACUCUGUUAACAGAAAUACACCACCUCCUGCUACCACGCUACUAUGGAAACUGAAACCCGCAGCAACAGGGUAUCGCCUCAGAAACGUUGGGUCCCCGACAGCGGCAGUUGUCAUGACUGUCACAUUUCAUUUUGAUUGGCUGAAAUGCAUGCACUUAAAUUCAGUGUUCAAUUUGGCAUGUUUUAAACAUGUCAGAACUAGCCACUUGGGCCACAUCUGAGAUUUCACCCUGUUUUAGAAAGCCUUAAAAGACUGGUUCAAAGUAGUAAACUGAAUAGGGUGUCAUUUCAGAUGCAACAUCAAGGAAAACAGGCUCAAAUCUCUUUGAGCUGAACUUAUUAAACAAGCUUUAUAUAGUUUAUAUAGAGUUGUAUAUCCUGAAAUAAUAUCAUUCAGGCAGCAAAAGAGCCAUAUCUGUUAACCAGUUAUUUUGGAGCAGUUUAUAUCUCUGAUCUGAACCAUUAUCGGGAGCAGUGUCUUUCAUAAUGACAAGCAUUGAUGGUAGUUUUUGCCUACCAGUGUGUGUGUGUAUGUAUCGGGGGCAGUGACUCCCAUAUUUCACUGAAAGGUGGAGUAACUUAUCGGGAACAGUGUUUCCCAGAGUUUUAUAACUAUAUUUUUCUUUGUGUUCACAGUCUAGUAUGUGUGUCCUUUCUGUGUGUGACCUGCUAUUGCUCUUGUUCCCCUCUGAACUACUUGUAAUGGAUAAGUCCUACCUACUGGUGGAGGUUGCUGAGGGGGGGCCGGCUCAUAAUAAUGGCUGGAGCGACUGGAAUGGCAUCAAACACAUAGAAACCAUGUGUUUGAUACCAUUCCGCUUCAGCCAUUACCACAAGCCCGUCCUCCCCAAUUAAAGUCCCACCAACCUCCUGUGCGUCCUAUGGCAUGUUACUGUAUUUUCCCUUAGAAAUGCAAUCCCUACAACAGGUAUUCCCAUUCAGGCCAAUACGAUUCUAUUCCUGUGUAUUUCCCCAUGCAGUGAAUUAUGAGACACUGAAACUCCUGUUGUAGCUGUCUGCUAAAUAUUCUUGUUCUUUUGAUUAUUGAUCACGCUGUCAAUCAGGUAACUAGUAACAUUUCUGUUAGACUUGUCAGUCCUAGUCUGUACUCAUACAUGUUCAUCUGACAAGAGUAUGGGUGCUUUUUAGAGGUUUUUGUACUAUUGAGUUCUAAUUUUCUGUUGCGCUUCAAUAAACCUUUUGGCUUAGCAAUA